GCAGCUUGUCGUCCGUGACGAAGACUGUAAACAAGAUGGAGAAUUAUUAAUUAAAAAGCAGAUGAAACACAAUCAGGCAGGCUUUAUUAUAAGAAUUUACGAAUGAUACUACACAAUGGGAGCAAUACUAUGAGUGAUUCCAGUCAUUUAAAAACAAGGGGCAAGAGUGAUAGCUACUCUACAGUGGACCAUGUCAGUAUUAGAGUGGGAGAAAAGGCAGAAAGAAGUCAUGACAUGAAUGGCAGAACUAUUCAAGAAUCUCACAGCUCCAGGCACUCAGCUGGGGACCAAUAUCAUUCAUACUACCAGGAUGUUGACCAAAUUAUUUCACAACACAUCUUGCGACAAAAAACUCAAGAAAUACACCUUGCGUUAUCUAGAAAAUCACUUGCGUCUUCUCCUGCUAGUAUUAACUUCAACUCCAAUUUACAAGUAUAUGGAAGUCUUACUGAAGGAAGAAUUAAAAAUAUCAUGUUGGUUCCUGAUCAUAGAUCACUGACAGGAAAUGAAAGCUCAGGGGUUGAAAUUUGCAGAAAACUUUUUGGACUGAUAAUAUUUGAAUACAGCAAUGGCAAAGCUAAAGGAAAUCAUAUAAUUAAAGAUCGUAAAUUAAUUGUUCAGGGUGUUGUUGAAGGCUCACGGUCAUAUAAAUCUGGUAGAAUUCACAGAGGUGACAUGUUGAUAUGUAUCAAUGAUGAGGAGGUCUCUUGGUUCAAUUUUACUCACAUCUUGACUUCACUACACAAACGUAAUCAAGUAAAACUAACGUUUGAGUCACCAAAAAUUGUGGGCCCUAGAUCCAGCUUUCUCCAAGUUCCAGGGGACUUAUGCACGGCUGUUGUUGGCAAACAUUUGUCUGACAUUCUAGUUGAGUUAUCUUACCACAAAUGUGUGCUUAUGUAUCUUACACAGAUAGCAAAGGAAAAUGAAACAGAUGAAAAGGAAGACAUCCUUUAUUGUUUUCCCCACACUGAAGAUCAACUAUCAGCUCUGCGGGGACUUUUUGUCACUCUUAGCUCAGCUCUUGUUGAUGUUGUUGGCCAGCCUGCAGUAAGCACUCAGAUGAAGCUGUCCAAUGUGAGUGUCAAUGUGGCCUACAGACAGUGUGGCCCAGACGUUCUUGUAUGUGGCAUGCCAGAGAGCAGAAUAUCUGCUAGUGCAUUGACGGCCAUGUUGGAUUCCCUUCACUCUCUUCUGGUGCUGCUAUUUACUGAUGUUAAAGUUGCUUUUGUUGAGUGUGAUAGAAGAUGGCUGGACCAGCUAAUGGCUGUCAUGUUUGUACAGUCGAUGGGUCCAUACAGCAGCCAGACAACUCUCUUCUCCCAGCCAACGUUGGAUUAUUAUUAUGUCAAAUUCUUGCACCUGUCCCAUGAAAACCAGUUGUUGUGUGAUGAAAUUUUAAAUGAAUUUGAGUCUAUGGAUUUUGAUGAUUUUUUGGAUGAGAAAGACCUUUUUGCCAGAAGGCAAUUCACAAUAAGUGGUACCUGUCUGUUCUACAAGAAUUACUUGAUGUGCAGUCACCUAUGUCCUGGUGAACAAAAAAAUGUCAAUCUGUUUGUGAACCUUCAUGGCCUGUUGCUGGUGUCAAGACGACAUGAGGUCAGGGUUUGGCAUGAGAUGAAGUCCUAUAGCAGCCAGGAUGAUGCACAGUUUCCAACUGGCUACAGGCCUAGUCGCUCUAACACCCAACUUCUGCUUCUUGGCCUAGGCUAUAUCUACUUGGUGGCAUUGGUAGAGGUUGGAGGCUGCAGAACUCUGGCUCAUGCCACACCCCUUUUGCUGGAGCAGGGGAGAGCAACACUGGAACAGCUGGAGACAGAAGGCAUCUCAAGCUGCUGCCAGGAUGUGUUAAACAGUACAGCUGAUGGCAUCUUGUUAGCAUCACCUGAGGUUCUUUCUUCUGUCAGCCCAGGUAGGGGUAGAUCAUCUGCCAGAGGAAGUCAAACAGCCUCAACGUCAUCCAGAAAUGAAAGUGUCCUACGGUCCAAGUCAGUUGACAGACUAGAAAGUGACAACACGUUUGAUUUGUCAAACAUUAGACGCCAGGGCAGUAAAUUGUCGUAUGGCUCGAAUGAUUCAGCUGGUAGCGGUGGUAGUGCUGGACAUACUAAGAGCAGAGGAAGCAGAGUGAGUUCUGUGGUGGAUCUGGCUGGGCUUAGUCUGUCAGCUUUAAACAUCCAUUUCCCCCAGGAGGUUUAUAAAGGACACUGGCUGUGUCGGGGCGGCACAAACAAGGUAUUCAUGUAUGCUGCUGUAGGAGAAGGAAUUGUCCUAACUCCAACUGAAGCCGAGCUGACAGAGCUCCACUCACAGCUUCAGGAUCAAGUCUUGGACAACUUUUAUCUGGCCACCCUCAAAAUAAGAGCUUUAUUCAAAGAACAGAUGGUAGUCAAGAUUGAAAAGCCAUCACUGCUGCCAGCAUUAGACAAAGAUUAUAGAGAACAUGGGCUCUUAUUUCAGUGUAGAAGUCAUCAAAGUUUUGACAAGAGGCAUCAAACAUCAUUAGGAUACUGGGUGAUCGGCCGCUGUGACCCAACCCAGAAAGAAAUGUUUGUUUGUUUCCACGAAUCUACAAGUCAAUCCUUAGUUGAAAUGGCAUUUAGUCUUGGAUUUGGGACAUGAUAUCCAGUUUGUUGUCUACCCCUGUUGUUUUAUGGACUUGCCCAUCUAGUGCAAUUAGUUGUUAUGACAACCUCUUCUUGCCAGGUUUAGUUGCUAUGACAACCUGCUGUGGCCAGGUUUAGUUGCUAUGACAACCUGCUGUGGCCAGGAUUUUUACAAGCAUAUUUUUGCAUUGGCUAUGUUGGAAUGACUGGUUGAAUGUAUUUUUGGAAUACAAUAGUUGAAAAAGUUAGUUGAUUAAUGUUAUGAAGUCUGAGAAAGUGAGUUGACAAUAUGAAACACUGCUGUAUGUUGAAAAUGUUUGUACAUGAAUUACAUGACAUUCCCAACAGCUCUCAUUCUAACCAGACAAAUAUAUUUAUAUUGUAAUUCUAACCAUUCCAUCCAUGUAUUAUAUUAACAAGUGUAAAUACAUUUUUUAUUUAUGAAUAUUUUCUACAAUAAACUAGACAUGGCAGCCCAAUCUGAAAUGAUAAAUAUACAUUUGAGGUAUUUUGGAUUACAUAUUUCAGUUGCUAAUCAAUGUGGAUUAUGAAAAUGCUCGAGACAAUGUUUUGUAACAAAGAUUUCCUGUAAUAUCUUGACAGAAAAUGUACCUCAAACUAAUUUAAAAUAAACCGGGAGUGAUCUCCCCUAAACUUU
This is a messenger RNA of Physella acuta, 3264 nucleotides long. Its product is annotated as protein inturned. The record is from RefSeq and is a predicted model, not a curated record. Gene Ontology annotation, cellular component: cytoplasm; cilium. Gene Ontology annotation, biological process: cilium assembly; vesicle-mediated transport; nervous system development. Gene Ontology annotation, molecular function: protein binding. Lineage: Eukaryota; Metazoa; Mollusca; Gastropoda; Physidae.